AUGUACUUCUUCCAUGCCUCUCUUGUUGUUCUUCUCUGUUUGGUCAUCCCAAUAAUUUUGGUGAAAGUUGUAACUCAUUGGAACGCUGUCACUCGAGGGAAGCCGUCGCUUCCCCCGGGCACAUCGGGAUGGCCUUUUGUCGGCCAAACACUAGAGUUUUUGAAAGCUGGUUGGAGUGGCCAUCCCGAGAAGUUCAUAUUCGAUAACAUUAAGAAGUAUCGAUCUCUCAUCUUUAGAACACACUUGGCUGGAUCCCCAGCCGUCGUCUUCUGUGGGGCAGCUGCCAAUAAGUUUGUAUUCUCGAACGAAAAUAAGCUUGUCCAAUUGUGGUGGCCAAAAACAAUCACCAAGUUAAUACCUUCUACGUCCAAUUUCGAAGAAUCCCUUAAACUAAAUAAGAUGCUUCACAAUUUCUUAACCCCGAAGACUCUAGAACCCUAUAUCGGUUUCUUGGACAUAAUCGCGCAACGACAUUUCGCUUCACAUUGGGACAAUAGGGAACAAGUCACCGUGUUUCCACUUAUGACAAACUUCUCACUCGCGUUGGCUUGUCGCUUGUUCAUCAACGUUGAUGAUCCCGAGCUCGUUGAAAAGCUAGCAGAUCCUUUAGAGCAAGUCUUGAGGGGGACCGUUUCGAUGCCCAUUGACUUGCCAUGCACAAGGUAUAACUGUGCCAUCAAAUCAUCCCGUUUCAUUAUUAAUGAAUUUACGACGAUCGUAAAGCAAAGAAAGACCGAUUUAGAACAAGGAACGUAUAAAUCCCCUACACAAGAUUUACUAUCACACAUGUUGCUUACUGGAGAUGACAACUUUGUGAAGGACUCUAACAUCGCGGAAAAGAUCCUGGGAUUAAUUAUAGGCAGUGACACGGUCGGUUCGGCAUGUUCUUCCAUUGUCAUGUUCCUUGCCAAACUCCCGGAUGUUUAUGAAAGAGUUUAUAAAGAGCAAAUGGAAAUUGCAAAUUUAAAGAGUUUAGGUGAAUUGCUGACUUGGAAUGAUGUUAAUAAUAAGAUGAAAUAUUCAUGGAGUGUAGCAUGUGAAGCAAUGAGGCUUGCCCCUCCUAUUCAAGGCACCUUUAGGGAGGCCUUGACUGAUUUCAUCUAUGAAGGCUUUUUAAUACCAAAGGGAUUGAAGAUAUAUUGGAAUGCGAACUCGACACAUAAAAGUGCAGAAUAUUUUCCUAAGCCUAAAGAAUUUGAUGCCUCGAGAUUUGAUGGGCAACCGGUACAACCCUACACUUUUGUCCCUUUUGGUGGUGGGCCGAGGAUGUGCCCUGGCAAAGAGUAUGCCCCUAUAGAAAUACUUAUUUUCAUGCAUUGUUUGGUGAAGCGAUUCAAAUGGGAGACGAUGAUUCCAAGCGAGAAGUUAAUUGUCGAUGAUAGGUUUAGGCCCGAGAAAGGUCUUCCAAUUCGUCUUUUUCCUCAUCCAAAAGCUUAA
Impatiens glandulifera is the source of this 1437-nucleotide messenger RNA. Its product is annotated as beta-amyrin 28-monooxygenase-like. The coding region runs from base 1 to 1437 and encodes 478 amino acids. Gene Ontology annotation, biological process: sterol metabolic process. The record is from RefSeq and is a predicted model, not a curated record. The transcript is spliced from 3 exons. Gene Ontology annotation, molecular function: monooxygenase activity; iron ion binding; heme binding. Lineage: Eukaryota; Viridiplantae; Streptophyta; Magnoliopsida; Ericales; Balsaminaceae.